Raphanus sativus (radish) is the source of this 1968-nucleotide messenger RNA. RefSeq names its product pentatricopeptide repeat-containing protein At1g79080, chloroplastic. The record is from RefSeq and is a predicted model, not a curated record. Lineage: Eukaryota; Viridiplantae; Streptophyta; Magnoliopsida; Brassicales; Brassicaceae. Bases 168 to 1820 code for a protein of 550 amino acids. Gene Ontology annotation, molecular function: protein binding. The transcript has a single exon.
CACGCGAAGGUUUUUCGUUGCGUGGAUAACAGAGGCGGAGGCGAAUAAGAACUAUUCGACUUUACAUUAUGAUCCUUUUUUUUCUAGCUUCUCCGUAAAAACACCCAAAACUUUUUUCAUUUCAACUCAUCUCUCUCGCUCCUCCGUCGCUGUCCGAUUCGAAGCCAAUGUCGACUCUACUGAACCCAAUCUUAUCCAUGGCGGCGAACCCAUCUCCGGUAGGGUUCCUCUCCCGCCUCUCCACCGGUUUCCCCCAAUCCUCCUCCUCCUCCGUCAACAAAAACGUCGCUAGGGUUCUGACUCUAUCCCCCAAAGACUCCGCCUUUACCAUCACCGGAUCCAAUUGGAAACCCGACGACCCGACCCUGAGCAACCACUUCUCCCACCUCCAAACCCUAGUCACAAAAGGCCACAAACCAAACCCAUCCCACUCCACCCAGCUCCUCUACGACCUCUGCAAAGCCAACAGACUCAAGAAAGCGAUCCGCGUGAUCGAGCUCAUGGUCUCCUCCGGCGUCAUCCCCGACGCCUCCGCCUACACCUACCUCGUCAACCAGCUCUGCAAGCGAGGCAACGUCGGCUACGCGAUGCAGCUCGUCGAGAAGAUGGAGGAAGACCACGGCUUCCCUCCCAACACCGUCACCUACAACGCCCUAGUCCGCGGCCUCUGCAUGCUCGGUAGCCUCUCCCAGAGCCUCCGCUUCGUCGAGAGGCUGAUGGAGAGAGGCUUAGCUCCCAACGCCUUCACCUAUUCCUUCCUCCUCGAGGCUGCUUACAGAGAGCGAGGAACCGACGAGGCCGUGAAGCUCCUGGAGGAGAUUGUCGCCAAGGGAGGCGAGCCGAAUCUGGUUUGUUACAAUGUGUUGUUGACUGGUUUUUGUAAAGAAGGGAGGACUGAUGACGCGUUGAGGAUGUUCAGAGAGUUACCUCUGAAAGGGUUUAAGCCUAACGUUGUGAGUUAUAACAUUUGUUUGAGGUGUUUGUGCUGUGACGGGAGGUGGGAGGAGGCUAACGAGUUGUUAGCUGAGAUGGACGGUGGAGAUAGAUCUCCUUCGGUUGUUACAUACAACAUUUUGAUUAAUUCGUUAGCUUUCCACGGGAGAACGGACCAGGCGAUGGAGGUUUUGAGAGAGAUGGGGAGAGGAGUCACUGCCACUAGCUACAACCCUGUGAUAGCCCGUCUUUGCAAGGAAGGGAAGGUUGAUCUCGUUGUGAAGUGUCUGGACGACAUGAUUUACAGACGGUGUAGGCCUAACGAGGGGACGUACAACGCGAUAGGAGCGUUGUGCGAGGGCAAGGUGCGAGAAGCGUUUUACAUCAUACAGAGCUUGAGCAAGAAGCAUAGAUGCUGCACGCACGAUUUCUACAAGAGCGUGAUCACUAGCCUGUGCAGGAAAGGGAACACGUUUGCUGCGUUCCAGCUCUUGUAUGAGAUGACUUGCAGCGGGUUCGAACCCGAUUCUCAUACCUACUCGGCUCUGAUCAGAGGGUUGUGUAACGAAGGGAUGUUUGACGGAGCUAAGGAGGUUUUGUCGAUAAUGGAGGAGAGUGGGUGCUGUAAACCUACGGUGGAUAACUUCAACGCGAUGAUUCUUGGGUAUUGCAAGGUAAGGAGGACGGAUUUGGCGUUGGAGGUGUUUGAGACGAUGGUUGAGAGGAGGAGAAUGCCGAACGAGACGACAUAUGUGAUAAUCGUUGAAGGGAUUGCUCAUGAGAAUGAGCUGGAGCUGGCUAGAGAGGUUCUUGAGGAGCUGAGAUCUCGCAAGGUUGUGGGACAAAACGCUGUAGAUAGGAUUGUGAUGCAGUUUAAUUUAGAUUGAUCAUGAGACUUUAAAUACAUUUUCCUUUUUUACUGUUUGUAUCAUUUUGACCAAGAGGAUGAUUUGUUCAUCUAAGGUUCAGUUUUUGAACAGGACAGAGAUCAAUAAGAAUCAAGAAACACACUGUUGGUGUUUUUUAGACGAUAAA